This is a messenger RNA of Penicillium alfredii, 1569 nucleotides long. It is a transcript of the gene dbp8, whose product is annotated as ATP-dependent RNA helicase DBP8. Gene Ontology annotation, molecular function: RNA helicase activity; nucleic acid binding; ATP binding. Bases 1 to 1569 code for a protein of 522 amino acids. The record is from RefSeq and is a predicted model, not a curated record. Lineage: Eukaryota; Fungi; Ascomycota; Eurotiomycetes; Eurotiales; Aspergillaceae. The transcript has 2 exons.
AUGGCGCUCUCGAAUGCCGCAGAGCCGGAAAAUGAGCACUCAGAUGCAUCCGAGAACUCUGAUGUGAACACACCCGAAAUCCAAGACCGCGCCCCCAAGCGCCGGCGCCUCUCCGAGUCCUCGAACGACUCAUUCGUCGCUGCGGCGCCGCUCCCCGCCCCGUCACGCAUAAAAAAGAAAGACAAUACCGAGAAGAAAAAGCCCGCACCGACGGACGAACAGAACCCGGUCUUAAUAAAAGAUGCAUUGGAUAUCGGGUUGCGGAGCGAAGAGUCGAGCUUUGCGGCUCUGGGUGUAGCGCCGUGGCUGGUGGGUUCGUUGACGACGAUGGCGAUCCGCCGGCCGACGGCUAUUCAAAGCGCCUGUAUUCCGGAGAUUAUGAAGGGCAGGGACUGCAUUGGUGGGAGUCGGACGGGUUCGGGGAAAACGGUGGCUUUUGCGGUUCCGCUCAUGCAGAAAUGGGCGCAGGAUCCGUUUGGGAUCUUUGCGUUGGUGUUGACGCCGACUCGAGAACUUGCGCUGCAGAUCUUCGAACAGUUCAAGGCUAUCUCUGCGCCGCAGAGUAUGAAGCCUAUUCUCGUCACUGGUGGCACGGACAUGCGGCCGCAGGCGAUUGCGCUCUCCGAGCGACCUCAUGUGGUGAUUGCGACGCCAGGCCGAUUGGCCGAUCACAUAAAGACCUCGGGCAAAGACACAGUAGCCGGGCUGGGACGGGUGAAGAUGGUCGUGCUGGAUGAAGCAGAUCGAUUGCUAGCCAGCGGACCGGGAAGCAUGCUUCCGGACGUGGAGAUCUGCCUUUCCGCACUGCCGCCCUCAUCGGAGCGCCAAACCCUACUUUUCACGGCGACGCUGACGGCCGAGGUGCGGGCGCUCAAGUCCAUGCCGCAAACCGGGGGCAAGCCCCCCAUCUUCGUGACCGAGGUCGGCACCGAAGACCAGGGCAGCAUCCCGUCGACUCUCACGCAGACGUACUUGAAGGUGCCGAUGACGCACCGUGAGGCCUUUCUGCAUGUGCUACUUUCCACCGAGACCAACGUCUCCAAGCCCGUCAUCAUCUUCUGCAACCACACCAAGACUGCCGAUCUGCUGGAACGCACGCUGCGCCGGCUCGCCCACCGCGUUACCUCGCUGCACAGUCUUCUUCCGCAGUCUGAGCGUACUUCCAACCUCGCCCGUUUCCGUGCCACCGCUGCCCGCGUGUUGGUCGCCACUGAUGUUGCGUCCCGUGGUCUCGAUAUCCCGUCCGUCAGCCUCGUCAUCAACUUUGAUGUGCCGCGUAACCCAGACGAUUACGUGCACCGUGUCGGUCGUACCGCCCGUGCUGGACGCACCGGUGAAGCUGUGACGCUGGUCGGGCAGCGCGAUGUCCAGCUCGUGCUGGCCAUCGAGCAGCGCGUCGGCCGGAAAAUGGAGGAGUGGGCUCAGGAGGGUGUCAAUGUGGAAAGCCGCGUGGUCCGAACCGGAGUGCUGAAGGAAGUUGGCUCGGCGAAGCGCGAAGCGGCGGGCGAGAUUGAGGAAGGCCGAGACGUGCUGGGUCGGAAGCGGAAUAAGCUGAAAAAGGUUCGCUGA